Symbiodinium necroappetens is the source of this 825-nucleotide messenger RNA. The record is from the annotation of a GenBank genome assembly. Lineage: Eukaryota; Dinophyceae; Suessiales; Symbiodiniaceae.
GAUGCUUGGUGGUGGCAGCGUCAUCGCUGGGGCUACAACCGCUAUGGGUACAACCGCUACAACUCGUACGGCAAGUACAGCUCCUACGGUGGCGGAGGAAAGAAGCCCAACAUCCUAGUCAUCAUCGUCGACGAUCUCGGCUUCAAUCAGGUUGGAUUCCGUGCCAAUCCAAACAACUCGGAUGUCGUCACCCCCCACAUCGAUCAGCUGGCAGGUGAAGGCAUCGUCAUGGAUCGAUUUUAUGCGACUCCUUGGUGUGCCCCAAGCCGCGGAGCCUUGCAGACAGGCCGUUUGGAUGCCUUGAAUCCAUAUUUGCCGAACAAUGUCUGGAAUUGGGAUCCCAACACCAGCUACGUGGACCUGGACGGAAACACGAUCCCGACGUCCUUCGUCGGAGGCGUCCAGCCAGGGACUUUCACGAUCGCGAACCGGCUGCAGGAGCUGGGAUACCGAAAUCACCUGAAUGGCAAGUGGGGCAUCGGAGGCGGUGCUUAUCUCAACACGCCCAUGGGCAUGGGCUACGAGACAUUCAUGGGCUGGUUCGGUGACAGCAUGGAAAGCUGCGACGGCACCGAGCCGGGAUUCGCAGUGGGAGGAGCUUCGCCCCUGAUGAAUGCUCUGCCGGGCUUCUGGCGACAGGAUGGUAUGGAGACCUACAAUUCCUCCUGGUGCGAGCUGGUACUCGCGGAGCUGCGUCUGGGAAAGCUCGACGAGCUCGAGGCGAUGGUUGGCUGCAAGAGUUACAAAGAGGCACUCGACGAUGUGGCGGAUGAGAAAAUCCGGCGGCGGUCGCGGCAGAUCAUUGCGGAGCACGACUACGGGGAG